This is a messenger RNA of Symbiodinium natans, 1728 nucleotides long. The record is from the annotation of a GenBank genome assembly. Lineage: Eukaryota; Dinophyceae; Suessiales; Symbiodiniaceae.
AUGUACGUUGGCUUCGUGGCAGCAAAAGCACAGCGAGUGCACGCAGACUCUUGCCACGCUCAACGUGUCCUACCUGUUCCACCGCACGACGGAAGGCAUCCUGGAGCCUUAUCUUUGCAAGGAGCCAACAUUGUCCUUGUGACUGUUCUGUCAGCUGGGCUAUGCAAAAUGCGGAAGUCUCGAAGAAGCCGCGUGCGCAGGAAGGCCUUGACGGACGACAUCUCCCAAGCUAUCGAUGAAGUCGGCAAUACGUUUGAGGAUGCAGUUUUGCACCUCGCCCGGCUUCCAGCCUUUCUGACUGGUCGGGCCGAGACUCCAGGGACGGCAGAGGUAGGGGACGCUCCGGCAGCUUCGGAGAGGAGCAGAGUUGUCGUGCUGGGGACCGGCUGGGCAGCCCAUGCCAUAGCAAAGAUCAUCGACGUCAGCAAAGUGGAUGUGACAGUGGUAUCCCCUAGGAACUACUUCAUCUUCACCCCCAUGCUGGCCGCUGCAUCCGUGGGUACGGUCGAGUACCGCUCAAUCCUGGAGCACAUACGCAGCUCCAACCCAACAAUUGGGUACCUCCAAGGUGCAUGCAAGAGUGUGGAGGUCGAGAAGAAGCAGGUCCUCAUUCAACCGGUUCCAGAAGGGUCCGAGCCGGAAUUCGCACUGCCCUAUGAUGUUCUUGUGGUUGCUGUUGGACUUCGGCCCAGCUCUCUCGGAGUGCCAGGUGUGGACGACCAUUGCUUGUUCCUGAAGAACAUCGACGACGCGCGCCGCUUGCGCAAGCGGGUCACGCUGAACUUCGAAGCUGCCGAUCUGCCUGGCAAGUCCGAGGAGGAGCGUCGGCGGCUUCUCACUUUUGUCAUAGUGGGUGGUGGGCCUACAGGCUGCGAGUUUUGCGGCGAGCUCUCGGAUUUCGUGAGGAACGAUCUGCGCCGCUUUUACCCCAAGCUUGCACCUUUGGUUCGCAUCAUACUUGUUCAUCGAGGGGCGACUCUACUGCCUGACUUCGGCGAAAGCCUGCAGCAAGCAGCCGGCGAGUUCUUGGAGACACAGGGCAUAGAGGUCAUCCUCAAAACCACAGUGGUAAAGGUCGAGAAGAAGCAAGUUCACCUUGCCCAGAAGGAUGGGAGUGACGAGAGGAUCAUGCCAUGCGGCUUGGUGGUUUGGGCGGCCGGACAGAUUGGCCAAGACUUGGUCAGGGAUUUGCACAAGACGAUCCCUAAGCAAAAGGAGCUUGCGGAGUCCGAGGCGCGCGGGAACGAUAGCCAGCUCUUUGUGGAUGAAUGGAUGCGCGUCUGCGGAGCUCCAUCAGGAUCCAUAAUCGCUCUUGGAGAUUGCGCCCGUCCCGCUGGUGCACCACAGUUUCCAAACACUGCACAGGUGGCAGCACAGCAAGGAGCCUUUGUUGCACGACUCUUGAACAGGCAGUACGACUUGGCACAACCACAUCCGGCGCUAAGGGACGGAGCUGCCUUUAUGGCGAUGGCGCAGCUUACAGGGCAAACGGAAGCUAAACCAUUUCGUUUUUUGGAUCUGGGGCGUUUGGCAUACUUGGGACAGUCGAAGGCCGUGGCAGAACUUGGCGUGGGAGAAACAACGGUGUCACAAACAAAAGGGCUGGCGGCGUUUGUGCUAUGGCGAUCCGUCUACAUCGUGAAGCAGGUCAGCUUUCGCAACCGUGUCCUAGUUCUUUUUGACUGGGUUAAAAGCCGAAUCUUUGGCAGAGACCUCACUCGAAUAUGA